This is a messenger RNA of Arachis duranensis, 1718 nucleotides long. RefSeq names its product 26S proteasome regulatory subunit 7. The transcript has 9 exons. Gene Ontology annotation, biological process: proteasome-mediated ubiquitin-dependent protein catabolic process. Bases 100 to 1380 code for a protein of 426 amino acids. Gene Ontology annotation, molecular function: ATP hydrolysis activity; proteasome-activating activity; ATP binding. Gene Ontology annotation, cellular component: proteasome regulatory particle, base subcomplex. Lineage: Eukaryota; Viridiplantae; Streptophyta; Magnoliopsida; Fabales; Fabaceae. The record is from RefSeq and is a predicted model, not a curated record.
AAUAAGUUUGUUGCUGUAGUGCAGCUCAUUCGUCUUGUCUCCCUCUUCUCUGCUGGUCGCAUAGACACAUUAUCUGAUCAACCGAUCAAGCCAGAAAGAAUGGGGAAUGAGCACGACGACGAUUUCAAGGACGAGAAGAACCCCCGCCCUCUCGACGAGGAUGACAUCGCACUCCUCAAAACCUAUGGUUUAGGUCCUUACUCCACAAUUAUUAAGAAAGUCGAGAAGGAAAUCAAAGAUAUGGCAAAGAAAGUCAAUGACUUAUGCGGUAUCAAAGAGUCUGAUACUGGUUUAGCUGCACCAAGCCAGUGGGAUCUCGUUGCUGAUAAGCAAAUGAUGCAAGAGGAGCAGCCUCUUCAGGUAGCUAGGUGCACGAAGAUUAUAAAUCCAAAUUCUGAAGAUGCCAAAUAUGUUAUCAAUGUGAAGCAGAUAGCAAAGUUCGUUGUUGGGCUUGGUGACAAGGUUUCCCCCACUGACAUAGAAGAAGGGAUGCGCGUAGGGGUUGAUAGAAACAAAUAUCAGAUUCAGAUUCCCUUGCCUCCAAAAAUUGAUCCAAGUGUUACCAUGAUGACAGUUGAAGAGAAGCCUGAUGUAACAUAUAAUGAUGUUGGUGGUUGUAAGGAGCAGAUUGAAAAGAUGCGAGAAGUUGUUGAACUUCCCAUGCUUCAUCCGGAGAAAUUUGUUAAACUUGGAAUUGAUCCUCCAAAAGGUGUACUUUGCUAUGGUCCACCAGGGACAGGCAAAACACUUCUUGCUAGGGCUGUGGCUAACAGGACUGAUGCUUGUUUUAUAAGGGUCAUUGGAAGUGAGCUAGUUCAGAAAUAUGUUGGUGAGGGUGCUAGAAUGGUCCGUGAAUUAUUUCAGAUGGCACGUUCAAAGAAGGCAUGCAUUGUCUUUUUUGAUGAAGUUGAUGCCAUUGGAGGUGCGCGGUUUGAUGAUGGUGUAGGUGGUGAUAAUGAGGUUCAGCGCACAAUGCUUGAAAUUGUGAAUCAGCUUGAUGGAUUUGAUGCCCGUGGAAAUAUCAAAGUGUUGAUGGCAACUAACAGGCCUGAUACUCUCGAUCCAGCACUACUGCGGCCUGGGCGAUUGGAUCGCAAAGUUGAGUUUGGGCUUCCUGAUUUAGAGAGUAGGACACAGAUAUUCAAGAUCCACACUAGAACCAUGAACUGUGAAAGGGAUAUCCGCUUUGAACUUUUGGCUCGGCUUUGCCCGAAUUCCACAGGAGCCGAUAUAAGGAGUGUUUGCACCGAAGCUGGUAUGUACGCAAUUCGAGCUCGAAGGAAGACUGUAAUAGAGAAAGACUUCCUUGAUGCAGUAAAUAAAGUCAUCAAAGGAUACCAGAAGUUCAGUGCUACACCCAAAUAUAUGGUCUACAAUUGAGAUAUUCUUUCAUACAUUUUCUUAGUAUCCGUGUUUAACACGUUCAACAUUUGGCGGUUAUCCCAGCAUUGCCAAACUAAUCCCUUCAGUUCCUUAACAAUUGCCUGGAAAUACCGAGGAACUUGAUAGUGUGAAGGGCUCUGAUUUUUCCCCCCUCCACCUAGGAUUGAAUCCAGGACCUUCGGCCCGUUGAACAUCUCUUCCUUAGUUGGGUUUGUCACUUGAAUAGAGUCAUUGGCUAACACGAUCACCUUUCACUUUAAAAUCAUGGUACCAAACAUUUUUACAUAGUUACAUACUUACAUCUAUAAAAUUUAUUCUCUUUAAAUUGGUCCUUC